This is a messenger RNA of Rubroshorea leprosula, 972 nucleotides long. NCBI's taxonomy places the organism in Eukaryota, Viridiplantae, Streptophyta, Magnoliopsida, Malvales, Dipterocarpaceae. The record is from the annotation of a GenBank genome assembly.
GUUUGGAUUCUCCUAGUUUGAAACUUCCAAUCUUCAUCCUCCAAAAAACUGAGUCAAGAGGGGUGAGAGAUGGCCUCUAUAUCUACUGAAUCACAUCCCAUGACCGGCGGAAAUGGGCAGUAUAGUUACACUCGCAAUUCCACAUUGCUGAAGAAAGGAGUGGAGAGUCUCAAAGCUUUGAUAGAGGGGGCAAUCCAAGAGAAGCUUGAUAUGAAAGAAGUCAUUUCUUCAUCUCCUUCAAAAGUAUUUACGAUUGCAGAUUCUUCAUCUCCUUCAAAAGUAUUUACUAUUGCAGAUUUGGGAUAUUCUAUUGGUCCCAAUACCUUCAUUGCGGUGCAAAACAUUAUCGAACCUGUAAAACUUAAAUACAAAUCUACUUUCCAGGAUGAAGAUGAUCUCCAAUUUCAGGGGCGGUACUUUGCAGCUGGAAUUCCAGGUCAAUUUCAAGGUCGCUUGUUCCCCAAGGCAUCUCUACAUCCUGUCCACUCUUCUUAUGCACUUCACUGGCUUUCAAGGACUCCCAAGGAGUUGGAGACGGGUCUUCUACCUUCGGACUGUGUUUGCUAUGCACUUACUGAUCUCUUGGAAGCCAGCCUCUUAGACAUGGGAUUGGUCAGUCAAGCGCAGAUCAAGUCUUUCGACUUGCCAACGUACCAAGCAACACCACAGGAACUUGGUGCCCUGAUAAAAAGAAAUGGCUGUUUCAGCAUUGAGAGAAGCUCUGCCUCUCUCCUUGGUUGAACUUGGGGAGGCUUGUAUGUACCAGAUUGUUAUGUUGCAGACGAGAGCACUCUUUGAAGGAUUUAUCAGGGAGCACUUUGGAAAUGGAGUGUGGAAGAGCUGUUUGAUCGUUACUUGAAGAAAAUGGAAGAAUGUUCAUUGUUUUCGAGGUGGGCAGAAGACAAGGAGUUCAUCCAUUUAUUUGUUCUGCUCAAGCGCAAGGCCAACUGCUAAUACAUACUAUUGGUUAUA